UAUGGGCUCCGAUGCUGACUGGCAAUACAAAUGCGUACCUCAACCCGCCCUAGGAGGCUGAUCCAUUCGAUACCUUCAGGGCAAGGCCCUCGGUGGCUCGCAACCCCGGAUGUGACUGGGCUAGCUUAGUCCCCUCGUACAAGAAGUCAUAUACGCUUAUACCCCCGCCAGAUCAGGCCACGCUAGACCAUCUUGGAAUCGAUUGGAUCAAUGACAAGUAUCGUGGCACUUCGGGCCCUAUUAAAGUAUCCUUCCCAGGCCCGGAAGCUCUAUGCCGAGCACAAAACCGGUCCGUUCACCAUCAGCGGCAUGCAGUCCCACGCCUACAUGCCCACUUCCAACGUCGCUGAGCUGCUCGACAAGUUUCCCCGUGCUCAGGCGGCCAAGGAAGAGGAGUAUUACGACACAGUCCGUUCUAUUCUCGAAAGCCCAGAGAGCAGCUCCACGGCGUGGCUCAUGUUCCUGGCGCAGACAAACCUGCACGAGGGCGGCAAGAGCUUUGUCGGCACACAACUGCUCCCUGAGAAUUUUGCCAGCUUGGGAUGCGCCCAGUCACUACAGCGUACCAUGGUUGCGGCUCGGCGGCCAUGUUACCAAGGGAAAAGGGAGGAGUGGUGGAUCCAAAACUUAUCGUGUAUAGGACGGAGAAUAUCCGCAUCGUUGAUGCUAAUAUCUUCCCGCUUAUCCCCCGCGGCAACAUCUUGUCUUCAGUUUAUGCCGUUGCCGAGAAGGCGGCUGAUAUUAUUAAGGGUUAUUGAUGGAAAACGUGUGUACUAGUACUUGCGAACGAUGUUUACAUCCGUAGCGCAUGAAUAUAUGGUAAAUACACUAAAAGCUAUCACCAUGAAGAGCUUGACCCUAACUCCCUUGCCUUUCACCUUGCUCCUCUUUCUCUUUUGCCUCCUCCUUCAGCUCUUCAUUAUAUUCAAGGACACUUUCGAUUUUUGGUUGGAAGAUGCGUAAGAGAUUUAAUGCAGUAUGGACAUCAUACCAUGCCCCCUCGUUAGUAUUGACGAGCCUGACCCUGGCGUCAUUAAGUUGGCGUAUUGCGUACGGUAUCCAGUUGAGAGCUGUGAUAAGCGUACUUUCCGCAUCGUCAGACAGAAUCUCCCAAGGUUCAAGAUCAUUGACAUAGUCGGAAAGAUUGAACAGUUCCUCUAGAAUCUUUGCUGCGUCAUCAUCAUCCUGGACGCUGAAAUCGGGAAAUUCCGGCUUCGUCAUGUUGAGAAGUACGUCAAGGCAUAAUACUUCGUUACUCGCUAUUUUCCCGUAUUGCUGUGAAGAAUUGAAUGUGUGCCGUUGGGCGUAAUAGGCCCAUGAAGAAAGGUUUAUGCCUUGAAACCUUUAUAUAUGCGGGAAUGGUUUAUGUAUCAUCCAUAUCGUACAUGAUGCUCGAGCUUUAAAAAGUUGGUUGGUUAAUUAAUUGGUUAAUAUAUUUAACGCCAAGGCAAAAGGGAAAAACUAGCCCUUGCAAACUUUUUUAAAAAUAUGUAAC
This is a messenger RNA of Daldinia loculata, 1495 nucleotides long. RefSeq names its product glucose-methanol-choline oxidoreductase. The coding region runs from base 543 to 758 and encodes 71 amino acids. NCBI's taxonomy places the organism in Eukaryota, Fungi, Ascomycota, Sordariomycetes, Xylariales, Hypoxylaceae. Gene Ontology annotation, molecular function: flavin adenine dinucleotide binding; oxidoreductase activity, acting on CH-OH group of donors. The transcript is spliced from 2 exons. The record is from RefSeq and is a predicted model, not a curated record.